CUGCAUUGGCUUUCAAUGUUGGUUGCAGUUUCAGCGCUGAAAUCGAACGGAGUACUACAUUAUCGUUAAGAACAUUUCAGCAGUUUCAUAGACAUGGCAUUGCGUUGGAAUAUGGAGGAAGAUGUUCUAGGCAGUCCACUAGCACAGAUUAAAGCACAAAUUUUGACAGAACUUAACCACAUAUUGCAAGAAAAUUCAGAAAUUGAUCUUGAAGAUGAGAGGCAGCAAGUUAUGACAAGGAUUGAAUGUGAAGUUCUGAAAAUAGUGCAGGAUAUUUCUGAAGGAAAGUCACCUGUAAUACAGCUUCCUAAUCCAGACUGGGCAAGUGUUGAUUAUGAUGAUGGGGCGCUGCGAAUGAAGCCUCGCGCGCAGUGCAGCACCAGAGAGAUCCGCUGGUCGGCGCCACGGUCACGACCACGCAUGGCGUUGCUGGUCUCCACGUUGGCACGCGCCUACAAAUUGCUGGCCACUCGGUCCACCAUCACACGCAGGGCUCUGUACUACGAGCAGGCGGGCGGCGCGCGCAGCCAGCGCGCGGUGGACGCGGCGGCGGCGGACGUGGGCCGGCUGCUGGGCGUGCCCGCGUGGCGCCUGGGGCUGCUGGCGUCGGGCAAGGCGCUGGUCGCUGGCCCGCUGCUCAUCACCACGGCGGAGGGCGGCCGCAUCGACUGCGCGCGCGCCGCCGCAGGUCAACUGGUGCCUCAGGACGUGGCGGGCAUCAGGGAGCUGCGAGCGGACUCUGCGCGCCUGGUGCUGCUGGUGGAGAAGGACGCCGUCUUCCAGAAGCUGCUGGACCAGGGCGUGCAGCAGGCGCUGGGCCCCUGCAUCCUCCUCACGGGCAAGGGCUUCCCCGACGUGAACGCUCGCCUGUUUCUGCGCCGACUGUGGGACUCCCUGAGGCUGCCCGUGCUGGCACUCGUGGAUGCCGACCCGUACGGCAUCGAGAUCAUGUGCGUCUACCGCUUCGGCUCCCUGGCGCUGUGCGACGCUGCGAGCCGGCUGGCGACGCCGGCCGUGCGCUGGCUGGGCGUGCUGCCGUCGGAGCUGGCGCCGCUCGGCGUGCCCGCGCAGCCGCUCACGGCGGCCGACCGGCGCAAGCUGGCCGCGCUCGCCCGCAGGCCCUACGUGCGCCGCUGCCCCGCCAUCCUGCACCAGGUGCAGACGUUGCUGACUGACGACCACAAAGCUGAAAUCGAAGCGGUAGCAGGCCUGUCGCGCGAGUACCUGGUUCGUGGGUACUUGCCCAACAAGAUCCGGUGUCGCGAUAUCGUCUGA
Schistocerca cancellata (South American locust) is the source of this 1275-nucleotide messenger RNA. It is a transcript of the gene mei-W68, whose product is annotated as meiotic recombination protein SPO11. The transcript has 9 exons. Gene Ontology annotation, cellular component: nuclear chromosome. Gene Ontology annotation, biological process: reciprocal meiotic recombination; meiotic DNA double-strand break formation; meiotic DNA double-strand break processing. The record is from RefSeq and is a predicted model, not a curated record. The coding region runs from base 94 to 1275 and encodes 393 amino acids. Gene Ontology annotation, molecular function: DNA topoisomerase type II (double strand cut, ATP-hydrolyzing) activity; ATP binding; DNA binding. Lineage: Eukaryota; Metazoa; Arthropoda; Insecta; Orthoptera; Acrididae.